Molecule: messenger RNA, 1002 nt
Organism: Fomitopsis serialis
Lineage: Eukaryota; Fungi; Basidiomycota; Agaricomycetes; Polyporales; Fomitopsidaceae
Exons: 4
Coding region: 1-1002 (333 amino acids)
Source: RefSeq, a predicted model, not a curated record
AUGCCUACGCCUCGAAAUGUUGACGAACGCCUAUUCAAGAUCUUUGCACUCACUGUAACGACAACUCUGGAUGAAGUCUGGAGCACAUCACGGCCAUGCAACUUCUGCGACAAGAUGGACCAUGUUACAGUCGUCUGCCUGGAAAGGGACAACUUCGGUAUGCUGUUCGACUAUUGUCUUAUGGACGGAACGGAUGUCUGCCCGAUGGAACUCAGCAGUACCCAGAUCGAUACAGAAGACAGGGAACUCAUGGUGGAGGCCGCCAAUCAGCCGCAUGACCCUCCUCUGAAGUUCGGCGGAUGGGUGUUGAUGGGUGCUGUUCCCGAGUGCUACGAGGAUUGGAAGCGGUCGCGUCCUCUGCUAAAUUACCAGUGGCCUCCCUACGUUGCGGAGACACAGGGGCCACAGGGACGGGCCGCGUUAGUAGAUAUUCUCUUUUAUGUUGAGGACGCAUUACUCCCCGUUUCCAUCCCCCUCAUAGGGAUCAUAGAGCCCACCGGGUUUGCAAUCAAUAUACCAGGUCCGGAGGAACAACCCCUGCUUGUUCAGGCCAUACCGGGGCUCAAUCCCUUUAAAAACCCACGACCGCCCACGCCGAGCUAUGACCUGUACAACGCGGCAUCCCAGACGGACUACGAUGUUGUAAUGACAAAGUACGUGAGAAGCUACGCCACGGGACGCAAAACCAUGGAGCCUAUGUCCUCGCUGAAGUACAACUUCAUCGGGCUGGACUUUAUCUGGCCGGUGGGCCUCCCAAAUCACAGGCAGUACAAGGAGGAUACCUGCCAAAGCGCUCUACUCCCACUACGUCUAUCCACAGGAGUGCCGGCGCAGCCUGAAGAGGACGAGUUCGUGGUGCGAACGCCCGGGGUAGCGCAGACAAAGGAGGUAAAUUUGGAAAAAGAAGACGAGGCAAUGGACUUAGACAUAGAGGGAAUGUCUGACGAGGACGCUGAAUUGGAGGGGGAGCCACUCUGGGAGCUCGAUUCUGAUGGGUACUGA